AUGUACAAGGUCUCCCUUAUUUGCUGCCUGCUGCUGGGCCUCUUUCUGGCCCUCAGCUCCGCCUACAAUGGCCAGGACAUCUACGCCGAGCCCAACUGCGCCAUCGUCGAGGAUCACGCGCGCAAGUUCCGCGACAUCUCGGACCCCACCCACUACUGGGUGUGCCCCGAGGGCCAGGAGAAGGCCGACUACAUCCAGUGCCCGGACAACUACGCCUUCAUGGAGCAGCAGCAGAACUGCGUUGUCUGGGAGGAGUGGAAGUGGGUCGAGCCCUACACCAAAUAA
Drosophila teissieri is the source of this 285-nucleotide messenger RNA. RefSeq lists its product as uncharacterized. Gene Ontology annotation, cellular component: extracellular region. Bases 1 to 285 code for a protein of 94 amino acids. Gene Ontology annotation, molecular function: chitin binding. The transcript has 2 exons. The record is from RefSeq and is a predicted model, not a curated record. Lineage: Eukaryota; Metazoa; Arthropoda; Insecta; Diptera; Drosophilidae.